UUUCUCUUAAAAGCGCACAUACAGUUAUAAAAUGAUGAUUCCCGUUGAAGAUGAACAGAGGUUGCCAACGUUUCUCUUAAACGAGUGCCUACCGUGAUAAUUCCUUUUUUGGUAUUUUAUCAAAGGAUUCAUGGCAGACACUGAAGAGCUGUGGCUGUCCGACGAUUUAAGCUAUACCAAUGGUCGACGACGAAUAAGAAAGACAAAAGCAUUUCAAUGCAGAGGACAUGGAAAGUGUCGAAUGACGUUUUCUCGCAGUGAGCAUCUGAUUCGUCACAUUAGAAAGCAUACCGGUGAGAAACCGUAUACUUGCAUCAUUUCCAGUUGUACAAGAAAGUUUACACGAUUUGAUAACAUGAUGCAGCAUGCACAAAUUCACGGCAAACCGAAAAAGAACCGGCGUAUAUUAUCAACCAAGUCCAAGAAGCAGGAACCGCAUCGACGUCGCCAUCGCUCGAUUUCAUGCUCCUCUUACUCGUGUGAAAUGUCUUCGGAUGGAGAAGCCGACGAUAUGCCUUGUCUACCACGAUCCCUCACUCAGCCUUAUGGUUUAAUGAAGAGCGGGAUGAUUCUCCCCCAAUUAGCCAGUUAUUUAGUCGAUCAUCCCGAUGCGCCUCCAGAAAGUUAUCUUGAUGCCAUCGACCUGGAAAUCCCGCGCCAAUCGAUGGUGCGACAAUUAUCUAUGCAAGAUCUGUGUCACCCCCUCGACCGUUUGGCGGUGAUGGAUGUCCAUACAUCUUCGGUACUAUGUUCGGACGAAGAAAUUGAUUCUCCUGUGGAAGAAACGGAUGAAACGAUGGUUCAGAUAACCCAAGAUGAGUUUGAAGCUAUUCAGGGAUUUGGUCGAUUCAGGCUAGGAUAUAUUUACAAAUAUUAAUCAGGGGCUCAGCAACAAAAAAGAAGGCCAUGUCGAGAUGUUUACAGUGAAUAUAUUUUUUUGGUUUCCAGAAACUCUCCCCUUUGCCUCUUUCAAUAACCAUCCCUCUUUUUUACUUUUUUACCUUGUCUCCAUGAUCCACUUUGCAUCUUUUCUAUAUGUCGCUCUCCCACGCCGGUCUGUGCCAAUAUUUUUUUUCCUUCCUUUUCCUUUGGCUACACAAAACAACGACAUUGCAGGUUGGCUGCAUGACAUCCCUCCCUUUUUUUUCCAUGCAGUGAUUAUCCUUUAUAAAUGGAAUCGAUGCUUUGACCCUCCCACUUUUUUUUUCUUCUCUCUUCUCUUAUUCCUUGUUGUCUGCAACUUUUUUUUAUAUAUAUUUCUACUGUCGUUCGUUUUUCCUUUCC
This is a messenger RNA of Radiomyces spectabilis, 1284 nucleotides long. RefSeq lists its product as uncharacterized. Gene Ontology annotation, molecular function: RNA polymerase II cis-regulatory region sequence-specific DNA binding. Gene Ontology annotation, cellular component: cytoplasm; nucleus. The record is from RefSeq and is a predicted model, not a curated record. NCBI's taxonomy places the organism in Eukaryota, Fungi, Mucoromycota, Mucoromycetes, Mucorales, Radiomycetaceae. Bases 131 to 877 code for a protein of 248 amino acids. The transcript has 3 exons.